AUCAGUUAUUUAUGGUAUGAAUGAAUCAUUACAAUGCAAAUACGAUUAAUGAAGUAACAAGAAGGCAGUUGCAGUAUGAAAACCCAGGAAUAUUACUGAACUAGACACCAUUGCUCAUGAGGAAUGGGCCAAGAUUCCUCAGGAACGCUGCCAGGAGCUGGUGUCUGGCUAUGCAUUUCGUUUGCAGCAGGUCAUAACAGCAAAAGGAUGCUCUACUAAGUACUAAAGAUGCUUGCUAUGAAGGGGUUGGAUAAUUUUGAGACUGGAGAAGUCAAAGGUUGCAUUUUCAGCUGAACUUGACAAUAAACCUGAUUUGCAGUGGGUGUUAAAUAAUUUUGAUUGUAACUGUAAAUAAUUACCAGUAUAAAGUCCAGUAAUAGGACUGGAUUACCAUUUUGUUUCACUUCAUGAUUUAUGUAAAUUGUUGAAAAUAUCUGUGAUGUGAAUGGCAUUUCAGAAGCUAGGAACCAGGCUUGGAAAGACUGGUAAGAAUGAUAAAUUCUAUAUGGGAAUAUAUGUUUGUGUGUGUUUCUAAUGAGGCAGAAAGUGCACACCUGCCCUGCCAAUUACCCAGGAUAAUAUAGCAAAAAUGUAAAUAGGUAUAUACUUAUUUGGUUAAAGUGAUGCCCUCUCACUUCAAAGUCUCGAAACAUUCAUUUCUGUCACUUUGAAGUUUAAAACCAUUUGGACUCUGUCCUUUAAAUAAUCUUUUCAUCUUUAAGGAUCUUUGUUCUCCCCAUGAGAAAGAACCAUGUAAACUACAUCAAGAACAAGAGUAAUGAGGAAGCCCAGAUAUUUUUUGUUCUGUUGAUCUCAGUGCCAAGUCACAAUGUUUGGCCUUUGAACAAUGUGCUUUCCGUGGUAUGAAAUCCAAACCAAGACAUACAAACUACACAAUAUCAUUGUCUGUGAGUAAUGCACUGAAACCCAAUGGUACCUACCUUUAACCUCUGGCCUCUUGUACAUACAAUGUAAAAAGUAUUCAAAAAAUGGUUGUUUAAGGAUGUUGCUUUUUUCAUGUGUUAAACUUUCACAUGUAAUAACCACUGAAGUCAGAUAACUGCAGCAUCUGGCCAACAUGCUCAACCAGAGGUCACAGCUGUAUAGGGUGACCUGGUUUUACAGGUUCAGUGGUUAUUUAGUCUUCAAGAGCAACCAUUUACGCUGUUCCACCAUGUCUACCAGUAGUCAUAGUUUUCAGUCACGUGACAUGCGCGGUGACCUGCGGUGUAGUGAUUCUAAAGAUGCACAAAGCUUUGAAGAGCAAAAACACACAGUCUUGGUUGUUGUAGCCAAAUGGCUUUAGCUAGCUUUCUCGCAGGUGGUUAGCCUGCUGGGUGGCUGGGGAAACAUGUGAUUGGCUGAAAGGGCGGGCACUGGUGACUUCAUUGUCAUCAAAAGUAACAUUAUGAAAUAAAAGUGUCACUGUGAAAAUAUAACUUCCAAAAAUAUAUAAAUAAUAUAAUCAAGUUGUCCACGUAUUUUACACAACGUAUUCAUAUUAGAAUGUAUUUAAUAAUGUAUUUUAUAUUUUAACACUUAGGGGCUCCAUACUAGAGCUGUUCACCACAUUGAACAGCCCUGUAGGUUUAGGGGGUUUCUGGGGUAAUUCAGAAAGUAGUCUUUAACAGGUGUGCCCACGACCAUUGUGGUAAAGUAAAAUAUUUCAUGCUGAGCAGCUCAAAAAAACAUGCAGUCCGGGCUCGGCAUAAAAGGAGGCUUUUUAUUUGUCGGAUUUGCUUCAGUGAAGUCUCAUCCUUUCUUUAUCGUUCUCCUUCAUUCCUCCUCCAUGAUGACCGCUGACUGCAGCUCCAACGCCUCUUCCUCCCUCUUCUGUAACUCCUCCAUCAAUAAUUGCUCCACGCCAGGAAUGCCACUGACCUCAAGCCUCAAUCCCUGGUACAUUGUUGCUGGUGUGAUUAUUGCAGUCAGUUGCCUGUUUGGCAUUCCUGCUAACAUCUGCGUGAUCGUAAAACUCAGUAGGCAUCUGCACGGGUCCUCCAUGCCGCAGCGCCUUUUCUUCAACCUGGCAGUGUCAGACCUCCUCUGCCUGCUCUGCUUGCCUGUUGGUGUGGUCAUUUUCUUCAAUGGACCACAUUUGACACAUGAAGUCUGUCAACUUCUGUUUUAUUUCUUCUUUUUCUGCAUCACCUCCGACUUGAACAUUCUGGUGCUUAUAAGUAUUCAGAGGUACUACCAGGUUCUUCAUACCAAAAAGUGGGAGAGCCUGGCCAGAACAUGGCAGCGGUUAUUUCUGUCCAGUGUGUGGAUGCUUGGAGCCCUUGAGGCUCUUCCAGUUGUUUUUUCACUAAAAGAGGUGAACACCAAAAGUGAGCGGACUGAAGGUCCUACCUGCAGGAAUCAGAGGAUCAAACCGGUGCUAGAAGUGGUCUACAUCUUAUUUAUAGUUUUCAGCCAUCUAGUCUUGUUGUCUUUCUACCUGCUACUUGUUAGAGGGGUCAAACGAAAUCAAAUGCCUGGAAAGAAACAGCCUAGAGUUAAUAAACUUUUCAUUCGAAUAAUCGCUGCCUCCCUGGUUGUUGGCUUUUUCCCUCUGAUUCUUCGUGUGGUGUAUGUGGCUGCCCUUUUCACAGAUUCCGAGAAACUGCUUAUUGUUAGUCAAAAGCUGACGUUUGUGGAAUGUUUUUACUUUUUUAAUCACUGUCUAAAUCCAUUCCUGUAUUUCUUUGCCUCUCGGCAUCACACAGGAGAAAGCAACAGUAAGAGAAAAUUUCACCUCAUGUCUUUAAAUGACACCAUCUAAUAUGGUCCCUGCAUUACGCAUGCUUUCAUAUGUUAAACUUCUUCAA
Messenger RNA from Micropterus salmoides (largemouth bass), 2810 nucleotides. RefSeq names its product type-1B angiotensin II receptor-like. Gene Ontology annotation, cellular component: membrane. The transcript has 2 exons. Gene Ontology annotation, biological process: neuropeptide signaling pathway. Bases 1691 to 2764 code for a protein of 357 amino acids. Lineage: Eukaryota; Metazoa; Chordata; Actinopteri; Centrarchiformes; Centrarchidae. The record is from RefSeq and is a predicted model, not a curated record. Gene Ontology annotation, molecular function: G protein-coupled peptide receptor activity.